Messenger RNA from Trichosporon asahii var. asahii CBS 2479, 3234 nucleotides. RefSeq names its product L-aminoadipate-semialdehyde dehydrogenase. The transcript is spliced from 4 exons. Bases 1 to 3234 code for a protein of 1077 amino acids. Lineage: Eukaryota; Fungi; Basidiomycota; Tremellomycetes; Trichosporonales; Trichosporonaceae. Gene Ontology annotation, molecular function: phosphopantetheine binding. The record is from RefSeq and is a predicted model, not a curated record.
AUGGUCGCCCCCGUCUUCCACGCCCGAUCACUUACCGAACUCGUCGCGCUGCGAGCAGGUACGUCGUUCCCUGCCCUCGUCCAACUGACGAAUGCAGAGACACAAGCCGACGAGCCCUUUGUGCACACCGGCGCGCCAGAGUUCGGCGAUACGCUUCUUACACUGACAUACUCAGACGUACAGCGUGCCGUGGACCGGCUAGCGGCGCACUAUGCGUCGCUCGCCAUGCAGCCCGAGGUGGAAGAGGGGGAGGAGCCGCCGGAACGCGUCAUUGCUGUGCUGGUCAGCACGGCGGUGGACGAGAGUCUGCUCGAGAUUGCGCUGGCCAAGUUGGGACUGACGAGCCUGCUCCUCAGCGUGAACAACAGCGCCGAGGCGGUCGCGCAUCUCUGCGCCGAGACGGGGGCGACGCACCUGAUUCACGGACCGAAGUAUGCGUCCGUCGCGGCCGAGGCGGCGCGGAUCCUCAACGGUGACCGUGAGGACCCCGGCACAGGGUCGCUCGCUCCAACGACAUUAGCACAGCCCAUUCAGAACGGCUCGAAGGCCAGGACAACCGCGCCGAGGCUACAGCUCGUCGAGGACAGACGGUUCCCGCUCUGGGGGCCUGGGGGCGUGCGCUCCGCCAAGAUCUGCGCGUUCCCACCCCGCCUGAGCCCCGAGCAGGAGAGCAGACGCACCUGUGUGAUUCUGCACAGCAGCGGCUCGACGGGGUUCCCGAAACCCGUUUUCGUCACGCACUACGGCAUGGUCGCCAACGCCGCCGUCAGCGUGCCCAAGACGGGUUUCAGCGCGCUGCCGCUGUAUCAUGGCUUUGGACAUUUCUCUAUCCGAGGAGGCGCCGCAUUGCUGACACCCAGUUUCCGCUGCCUGUACCACGGCAAGGCAUUCACGCUCCUCCCGCCUCACUGGCCGAUCACGGCCGCGAACAUUGUGCGCUGCAUUGCUUCCUCGCCCACUCCGCCAGUACAGCACUUUGCCGUGCCCUACGUCCUGAAGCUGCUCGCCGAAAGCCCGGCGGGUGUCCAGUCGCUCGCGUCCAUGGAGGCCGUAUCCUUUGCGGGCGCCGCGGUGCCGGACGAGCUAGGCGACCGGCUCGUGUCAGCCGGCGUCCCGCUCUACUCUCAAUACGGCACGACCGAGACAGGCGCCCUGCUCACGAGCCGGCGGGACUAUACCGCCGACAAGGCGUGGAACUGGCUCCGCGUCGAGGGCCUCAUUGCGUCCUACCUCGACCUCGUGCCGCGGGGGAGCGGGACGUACGAGGCCGUCGUCCGCGACGGCUGGCCAGGCAAGGUCAUGAGUAACCGCGAGGAUGGGGCUUACUGCACGAAAGACCUCUUCGUGAAGCACCCCGAGCACGACGACUGGGUCAAAUACGUCGGCCGCCUCGACGACACGCUCACCCUCACGCUCGGCGAGAAGACGAACCCGGUUCCGAUCGAGCUCGACAUUGAAUGCAUCGUGUUCGGCGACGGGCGGCCGCAGGUCGGCGCCCUGCUGCUGCCGUCCGAGACGGGGGCCGAGCUCUCGCGCAACCGCGCAGCGUACGUCGAAGCCGUGUGGCCCGUGAUUGCGGCUGCGAACGCGCGUGCGCCAAGCCACUCCCGCCUGCUUCCCGAGAUGGUCGAGAUCCUAGCCCCGGGCACCGAAGUCCCCGUCGCGACCAAGAUGAGCAUCCUCCGGCCCGCGUGUUAUCGCAAGUUUGCCCCGAUCAUCGACGAGGUGUACCGGCGUUUCGAGGGCGGGAGCGGCGCAGUGGAGAAAAGGAGGAUAGACGGGGAGAACGAGGCAGAGACGUAUCUCCUCGAACUCCUUGGACGGACACUGGGCAGCCGAGCAGAGGGGAUCACGCGGGAGACGGACCUGUUCGCCUUUGGUGUCGACUCGCUGCAGGCCACACGCGUGCGGAACACGGCGCAGAAGGAACUCGACCUCGGGGGCGCGACACUGGGCCAGAACGUGGUGUACGAGUACCCGAGUGUAUCGAAACUCGCCGAGCACAUUCUCGCUGUCGCCUCGCACUCUGUCCAUGCCAACGGGACCCGCAGCGCUUACGACGAGAUGGAGGCCAUGGCGUCCAAGUGGGCUGCGCGGGUCGUCCCCGCCACGCCGCGCAGAAGGGCCCCAGGCGACCCCGUCAUCCUCGUCACGGGCGCGACGGGGAGUCUGGGCGCGCACGCUGUGGCCUGUCUCCUCCGCCGGCCGGACGUGCGCAUCAUCUGUCUCUCGCGCGCGGCCUCGCACGCUGACAGUCAGGACCGGCUCGCGCACUCCUUCGCGCUGCGCCGCCUCGAGCCAGACUGGUCCCGGAUCUCCAGCUACGCCGGGGACCUGACGCUGCCCGACCUGGGACUCGGAGACGCCCUCGCCGACGUCCGCGACUCAAUCACCGGCGUACUCCACCUCGCGUGGCCCGUCAACUUUGCCGCCGCGCUGGGGAGCUUCGAGCCCUCGGUGGCCGGGGUGGUGAACCUGCUCAACCUGACGCAGGGCUCGCCACUGGCGCCCAAGCCGGGGUUCUUCUUCGCCUCGUCCGUUGGCGCCGUGCAGGCCGCCGACGCUCCGACCAUCAUGGAAAACUUCUCCGACCGACCGGCCGACGCGGGCGCGACGGGGUAUGCGCGGAGCAAGUGGGUCGUUGAGCGUGUGCUCGCGCAGACGCGGGGCACGGUGCUCCGCAUCGGCCAGCUGGUGGGUGACAGCACGCACGGCGUGUGGAACGAGACAGAGGCGUGGCCCCUCAUGUUCCGCUCUGCUGUUAGCACAGGCGCACUCCCGGCUCUCGAGGAGGAGGUCGGGUGGCUCCCUGUCGAUCAGGCGGGAGAGGCCGUGGCCCAGGCUGCCCUCGCAUCCUCAGGGGAUGGUGUGCUGCACAUUCUGAACCGGCAUACUGCACCUUUCGCGUCGAUCCUGGCCGGCCUCCGCCAAGCCGGCGUGGCGUUUGAGACCGUGCCGCGCCGAGAGUGGCUCAGGCGGCUGGCCGAGAGCGAUCCCGACGUGGCGGCGAAUCCGACGCGCAAGCUGCUCCCGUUCUACGAGGGACGGAUCGGGGGCGACAUAGAGAAGGCGCGCCCUGCUUUCGAUACGAGGAAGGCCGAGGAGAGGUGUCAGGUCAUGCGCGGCCUUGGACCUAUUGACGACGGCCUCGUGAGCAAGUGGGUCGAGGUGUGGCGAGAGUCGGGCUUCUUUCCCCCGUCUUCGCCUGUGCAGUCUGUGCAGAAUGGACACUGA